AUGGCGUCAGGCCUCCGGGCACUUCCUAUGGAUCACUUGUCGGAGAUCCCUCAAUUUCUUUCACGCAUAUCGUACUUACUUCGUCUUUGUGAUGACCACAGAGAUGUUGAAGGGUGCUCGGACCUGCUUGUAGGUCUUCAUGAUCAGCUACAGAUGAGCCUCCGCAAUGUGGAAGAUUUCCUUCGGAACUGCUCUGCGUCAUUCUCGAAGGACCGUGAGUGGGCAAUUAGCACCGCACACGAUGCAACCAUCGACGUCGCCGACGAUGAUGCUACAGAUGCCACUCCCGCAAUAAUUCCAAACGAAGUCACAGCAAUCAAUCAAGAUCUCCCGUCGAAAAAAAGGAAGCGAGCCGGUACGGAGUGGACCAGUCUAGAUCGAAUCGUGGAGAAAGUUGCGAGUCCUGACGAAAUAUUCGAAGCACUGAUGACACGAGCGGGCAAGUACUCCUCCCAAACCUCCAGACUACGGUAUCUGACGAAACUUUUUUUCCACUUCGCCGGCCCGUACGCCUUUGAACAAAUUCGAGACUCGUUUUCAGCGAUUCAUUGCACGAAAGAGAUAGAUUUGACCACAUUGGAGGGUCACGUGAGAGUGCUGGACCGAUUUAUCUUAGCUCAGCCUGUUGAGAAACGCGCGCUCCUGGUGUGUCUCUGCAGCGAACGCUCCCGGCUUCAAACAUGCGCGAAAAAUGAGGGCGAAGGCUACCCUGAUAGAGUGGCAUUGAAGGAAAUUGUAACCUCGGCCUAUCCGAGUCUGAAAUUGAGCAGCAAAGAAUAUGCCUUCAAAAAGAGAAGGCUACAAAAAACGUUGGAGAAUGGUCGCCAUUGGCUUACAGCACAUCAACGCUCCCCGAGUGCUCUUUUUGCAAUGCCGUCCCACUUAUCGGAGAAAAAGCGAACGCUGCCCGGCGAGCUCGUGGGCGCCUUCUUCGAUCUCUUGUAUUUGUAUCGUGGUGGAUUUCUUCGUCGUGUCGAUGAAGUAUUGGGUCCGUCGGUGACUGACUUUAUUGAAGGAAAGCGUCCAUUACAACCACCCCCUUUUGGGCAAAUGAACCAGGGUCAGAUGGAGAAACACCCAAUGGACUCGGAAUAUUUCAUCGAGAUGAGUCGCAUCAUAGUGAGAAGCAUGCCAGCCGCUGCAUAA
Exophiala oligosperma is the source of this 1146-nucleotide messenger RNA. RefSeq lists its product as uncharacterized. NCBI's taxonomy places the organism in Eukaryota, Fungi, Ascomycota, Eurotiomycetes, Chaetothyriales, Herpotrichiellaceae. The transcript has 2 exons. The record is from RefSeq and is a predicted model, not a curated record. The coding region runs from base 1 to 1146 and encodes 381 amino acids.